Molecule: messenger RNA, 6151 nt
Organism: Podarcis muralis (Common wall lizard)
Lineage: Eukaryota; Metazoa; Chordata; Lepidosauria; Squamata; Lacertidae
Source: RefSeq, a predicted model, not a curated record
CCUGUCAGAGGAGCGGGUGGUAUUUGAAAAGGUUGCCUUUCACACGGGGACAAGGGAGCCAGAAACUCAAAACUCUUUUCUUGCAUGGAAAGGAGAUGCCAAUCAUCUUUGCUCUCCCUGCCUCUUUAAGAGCCUGCGGGCUGAUGCGCCUUAAUUUGGCCCAGCCCUUCCUUCUCCUGAGCCAUCUCCAGCAGCCUCAGCCUUUUUUGGGCGGCCCUGGGUUUCAUUUUCUUUUCCUCUGGGCUUUUUAAGUGGCGCUUCUGCCGCGCGCCAUGGCUUCUCCAGACUCGCAGAGGCUGGAGGAGAAGCUGACGUGCUGCAUUUGCCUGGAUACGUUUAGCACCCCGGUGACGGUGCCCUGCGGGCACAGCUUCUGCGAGAAGUGCAUCUGCGACCACUGGGACGGAGAGGAGGGCAAAGGGCCCGCCGCCGCGGGCUACACUUGCCCCUCGUGCCGCAAGAGCUUCCCGGAGAGGCCGGAGCUCAGCAAGACCGUCCUGCUCGACAGUCUGGUGGAGCUGCUCCACAAGCAGGAAGAUGGCGGGCCGGCUUCCCGGACGGAGCAGGCGGCCGCUGCUCGGGAAAAGAAGUGCCCCAGGCACGGCCGGCCCUUGGAGCUGUACUGCCAGACGGAGAAGCGGGGCAUCUGCUGCGUGUGCACGCUCAAGGAGUGCCAGCAGCACGGCAGGGCCCUCGUCGAGGACGAGCGGAAAGCCAAAGAAGAGUCCGUAAGAGCAACCCUGGAGAAAACUCGAAAGGAGGCAGAGCCUAUCAGAGAAGCAAUUCAAAAACUGGAGCAGCGGAUAGACAACAUCAAGGGUUCCUCGGAGAAGUUAAAAUCUGGAGUUGUGCAGAAGUUCGCUUCUCUUGUGGAAGCCUUGAAGGAAUGCCAGAGGAAGACAGUGGAGAAGAUUGAAAGAGAGCAAGAUGCUGCGCUUAGCAAAAUGCAGGAGAACUUGGACCAGCUGAAGCGCCAACUGGAUGGGCUUACCCAGCGCAAUGAGAAGGCAGAAGAGCUGCUCGCUUGUACUGAUGAUAUGACGUUUCUGGAGGAACUGCAUCAUCUUCCUCCUCUUGGCAACUUAGAAGUUAUUCCGCCUGUUGAGUUUGAUUUGGCCAGCAAUGUGGAUGCUGUCACUGAACUCUUCAAUGAGGUUUCCAGGCUUUUGCAAGAGGCUCAGUCAAAUUCCUUGAGUCCACCAAUGACUGAAACAAAAGCUCCUGACCUGGAGGCAACCCUUUAUAAUGGGCCUGGGCAAGUCUCACCGGAGCCAAAGGUAAUUGUGAGAAGGGCCGGACCGUGCCUUCCAGACAAUGAGUUAAGAAUGUCUUUUUUAAAAGAUCAGCAGAAUUUGACCUUUGAUCCAACCACAGCUAACCAAUACAUGCAGUUGUCGGAUGAGAACCGGAAGUGCCAUCACUCUCAACGUAUUCCAGGGUCGAGGCCAAAAGACCCACAGAGGUUUGAGCCAUGGCAAGUCAUGUGUGCCCAGAACUUCAGCCAGGGCAGCUGCUACUGGGAAGUCAAGUUAUCUGGCCACUCUGUCAUCAUUGGCGUGGCUUAUGGAAGGUUCCCAAGGAAGAAGCGGGCUGGCCGCACAUUCACCAUUGGGCUGGAUAAACUCUCCUGGGGCCUGCAUGUCCAGGAAGACUGCUAUAUGGCCUGGCACAACGCCGAGUGCAUUAAGAUAAAAAAGCACGUGUGCAAAUUCAUUGGGGUGUGGUUGGAUUGCAACCAAGGAGUGCUAUCCUUUUAUGGCGUGGAUGACAACAUGACACUCCUCCACACUUUCAACACGAUCUUCACAGAGCCCCUUUUCCCAAUCUUCUGGCUUUGCGAAGGCAUAGCUGUGACCCUCUGCCAAAAGCCACAGGGCAAAGUUCGAACUGAUGGGGUGCCUCCUGUCUUGCAAGCAGCUGCUGCUGCUGCUGCUGCUGCUGCUGCUGCUGCUGCUGCUGCUGCCACCACAGUGGACGAACUGCCAGAUGAUGAGAUAGCUCUGAAACAAGGAGAGCAACUCUCCAGUUCCACCGACAGGGAUUCAAUGAAAGAUUUGUCUUACCCAACUUCGUUCCUCGCUCGUCCCCAAACACGCAACAAGGAGCAUUCACACGAUCGUCUGCUCCUGACAUUCACACCAGGACAAAAAGAAAAAGAAAGAAGAAAAGCCUUUAUUAAUGUGUCUCCCUGCCGGCGCGCCGAAGGAAGAACUUGGGCCAAGCCCCUGUCCUUUCUUGGUGGGAUUUCGGCGUGCUUGGAUGAAGGGGCGGGUUCACCUCCUCCUCCGCUUCGCACCUUUGUGGGAGCGGCGAAGGGGCCGCGCCUAGAGGAGGAACGCGAACGCGCACGCUGCCCCCUUAAACGGGAGGCUGGACUCGGCAAUCUCCGCUGUGGGGCUGGCCGGAGCUGCCCGUCGGUGACACGCGUUCCCGGUGGGCGGAGUUGGCUCUCCCGCGCCCUGCCCUGGAUGUGGGAAAGGGAGCAGCCCAGGCGCGCUCUCUUCGCCUCCUUCUCGGUGGAGUCGAGCAGCAUGGAUGCGGGCUCCGGCCCCAUCAGCCCAGUCUCCCAUCUCCAGGAAGGCCCUUUCAGCUGCCCCAUCUGCCUCGACGCCCUCAAGGACCCGGUCACCACCCCUUGCGGCCACAACUUCUGCCUGAGCUGCCUCGGCGCGCACAGGCACCACCCGGGGGCGGGAAGCGGCGCGCCAAGCAGCUCCCGCUGCCCGCUCUGCCAGGAGCCUUUCCCGGCCGACCUCCAGCUCCGGAAGAACCACACCCUGGCCGAGCUGCUGCAGCUCCGGCAACCCGCCCCGAGCAGCCCGGGGCUGGCCAUGGCCCCCGACAAGCCGCCGGAGCCGUGCGUGCCCGGCGACUCUUGCGCGCCGUCGGAGGACGCGCCGCCCGACGAGGUGCUGUGCGACUUCUGCACCGACGGCGAGCGCGCCCGGGCGGCGCAGUCGUGCCUGGUGUGCCUGGCGUCCUUCUGCUCGCCGCACCUGCAGCCUCAUCUCAAAAGCCCCGCUUUCCAAGGCCACCGGCUGGUGCCGCCCUUGCGGCACAUCGAGGAAAGCCUCUGCAAGCUGCACCUCAAGCCCCUGGAGAGCUUCUGCCGGACGGACCGGAGCUGCAUCUGCCAGCUGUGCAGGGCCCAAGAGCACCGGGGCCAUGAAGUGGUGGCGGUGGAGGUGGAGCGGGAGCACGUGGAGGCCCAAAGACCCAAAAUCCUGAACAGCGUCGAGAAUCAGUUGGAUGAACUUGGAGUCACUAUUGCGCAGACAAGGAGGACUGUGGACCUCAUCAAAGGCACUGCUCAGAAAGAGAAGGAAAAGGUCAGCAAACUCUUUGCCGAGACGGCCAGGGUCCUUGCAGCCUUUCAGAAGGAAGUCCUUGGCUUCAUCGAAGAUGGGGAAAGAGCAAUGCUGACUGGGGCAGCGGAGGAGCUGCGGCAGAAGGAAGAGAGGCGUGACACACUGACUGAACACAAGCGGAAUCUGGAGAAGGUUCCCAGCACAGACACCAUCUCUUUCCUGCAGGAGUUUCAAGCACUGAAAAUAGCCACCGAAGAGAAAAACUUCUCAUGGGCAAGCUUCCCCAAAGAGCUGAGCUUCAUCAAAUCCAGCCAGGCCGUGCUCGCUGUGAAGGAAAUGCUAGUGAACAUUUGCAAGAACCAGUGGGACCAGCUCUCAGGGAACGGAGACGAAGGGCCCAUUCUUUAUGGCAUGCCAGAAGUGACCAUUGAGCCCCCGAUUCCAGAAAAAAGCAGCAACCCCGCCUGUUUGGAGUCCCGAGAUUAUUUUCUCAAAUUUGCCUUCAUCAUCGACUUGGACAGCGACACUGCCGACAAAUUCCUCCAGCUGUUUGGGACCAAGGGAGCCAAGCGGGUGCUGAACCCUAUCGCCUACCCCGAGAGCUCGACCAGGUUUGUCAACUGCGAGCAGGUGCUGGGCGAGAACUUAAUGAACCGAGGCAACUACUACUGGGAAGUGGAGAUCAUUGACGGCUGGGUGAGCAUUGGCGUCAUCACGGAAGAUUACAACCCGCAGGAGUCCUAUGACAGGGGCCGCCUGGGCAGGAACGAGAACUCCUGCUGCCUGCAGUGGAACGGGCAGAACUACGUGGCCUGGUUCGGUGGCUUUGACUGCGUGAUACAGCAGCCUUUCUUCCAUACGAUUGGGGUGUACUUGGAGUACUCUGAGAAGGUGCUGACCUUCUAUGGAGUCAAGGAUUCCAAGAUGACGUGCCUGCAGCAGUUCAAAGUGGCGCGCUUCAAGAAGGGCCAUUUCGACCCCUUCCAGAAUAAGAUCAACCACCAGUUUCCGGCGCUGUUUACGCACAACCUCAAGCCCGCCUUCUUCCUAGAAAGUGUUGAUGCCCACAUGCAGCUUGGGCCUCUCAAGAAAGAUUGUGUUUCGGUGCUGAAGCGACGGUAACUCGUUCCAUGUGCGGUAGAGCAAGAAAGGAAUUGGUAAAGAGAUUCAAAACGGGAUCUUUCCUAGAACAGCAUGUCACUUCCAUGAUACAGGGUUACUAGGCUCUUCACCCAUAUGUCUGUCCCUGCUACCUUUUGAGUCAUUUGACUGGUGCCUUUAAAGAUAAUGGGCCAUUUCCAUGUUGGUCUUUUCUCUCUCUUGCCACCUCUUGGAUUUUUAGUCAUAGUUAUAGUUUGUUCACACUGGGCUUAAACUCGAAGACCAAGCUUGUUACCUUUCACAUGCUGUUUGGGGAUUUGGAGAGGAUUGAUUCUAGUCUGAACUUUCAUUUUCUGUAUUAAUCCAAUAUAUUUACCACACACACGCAGUUUCCUGACUCUGUAUUCAUCAGUUCUAGGGCUUCUUCCUGCUCUCUUAGCCUGGGUGGUGGCGGCGGUGGGGAAAAUAUCAGUGUUACUUUAAGACAGGAGUCAAGAGCCUGGGAUGUUGCUGGACUACAAGUCCCAUUACCCCUAACUAUUGGCCAGACUGACAGGGGUUGCUGGGAUUUGGAGUUGCUGGAGAGCCAUAGGCUCCCCACCUCUGGCCCAGCUUGUGAGGAGUUACAAAUUUUUCUGUGGGCACUGAGCCAAAUCUUAACUUCUGAUUUAAACUGCUGUUCUUUAAGAUGGGAGCUGGUGGUUGAGUUGAAACAGGGGACCUACUUUUCUUCUGUUUCUAGGAUAUCUUGAUUUUAGUAGAUAAUUACAGUUCUUCAUAUAAAUUGGGAAGGAUGGAAAAAUAAAACUUAGCUAGUUCAGAGACAGAACUGAUUUUUUACCAUUUGAAGAUUAUUAUUAUUUACCUCAUGGAUUCCCUGACAAUAACUGAAUUGCUGAAAUGCUUGUGUGUUUUAUUAGCCCUGUGGUCUCAGCAUUACAGUUAUUUUCUGCAAGAGUUUUCUUCCAGUUAUUCAGUUUGUUGCCUAUCUGCCAAGGGUGGAUCUUUUACAAAAUAAAUGGCAACAUACUAAACACAGGGUGAAAAAUAUUAUGAAUUUGGUGAAACAUGAUGGUUAAUUGUAUGAGUUCACUUAUCCCUGCUGUCUGGGCUCAUGCAGUUCUUCCUGCCUACCAGUAAGAAACGGUGAGGUCACCAAAGUUAUUUUCUACUUCCCCCAAUGGAAAUAACUACAGCGCAAUUGCUCACAAUAGCAACACACACACACACACCAUCAUUGGUCAGCAUUAUUAAAAAUAUGUUUUGCCGUUUUCAUCUUUCAGCCAGAUACUAAAUAUGUUAGUCUGACUUGAGUUGAGCAAGUCUCUACUUCCUGGUAGAUAAGCCUAUAAAUGCAGCCCUUACAGUUUCACCUGUUGCCAUUGGAAUUAGUUAUUGAAAGAAUACCACAAUGAUCAUGUUGUGAUUUCUGUAUUCUUACUGUAUUCUUAAAAACACUUUGGGGAUAAACUGGAACAUUAGGAAAUUUCACACUGAACCAAAAUUGGCUGUAUUAAUUGUUCCUCCAUGAGCAAAAUAAUAAAGCCAGUAUAUUUGCUUCCUUAGGUAAUACUGUGCUGCUGUUUGUUUUUCACCCCAAUUCUUGGGUGGUGGUAACCUUUCUGCUUUGUUUUAUUAUUUUUAUUAAUAAUACACAGUUGUAUAAUCUAACAUGUGUGAGGAAAUAAUAAGGAAAAAAGUUUAAAAGAAUCUAGUUGCCAUUAAAGAAUAUGCAAACAUAA